Tyto alba (common barn owl) is the source of this 7034-nucleotide messenger RNA. RefSeq names its product zinc finger protein 366 (gene ZNF366). The transcript has 6 exons. Gene Ontology annotation, molecular function: RNA polymerase II cis-regulatory region sequence-specific DNA binding; DNA-binding transcription factor activity. Gene Ontology annotation, biological process: regulation of transcription by RNA polymerase II. Bases 233 to 2434 code for a protein of 733 amino acids. Lineage: Eukaryota; Metazoa; Chordata; Aves; Strigiformes; Tytonidae. The record is from RefSeq and is a predicted model, not a curated record.
UUCUAAGUUUACUGCAAUCUCUGCACAGGGGGAGGGAGAGAGAGGGGGGGGGGGGGGGAGAGAGAGACAGAGAUUACCAACAUGAGAGCAGGUAGAGAGUUUAGGGCAAGACUCCUUCCAGCUUCAACAACUGGCUUGGUCCUGUGAUGUGUGUCGCUGUGGACAGUGGAAUAAAUCCAUAUGCUCAGUGAAAGCAGCCAGAGGAAUUUGGGCAACACAGAGAAAAUCAAAUAUGAUGAAGAACGAAGAAAUGAAUUUUAACAUGGACACUACCCGAGCCCCUCCCUUCUCCCGCUGCCUGCAGCCGCUGAGCCCUGUCACAAAGCCACAGAGAACAACUCCUUUUGGUGAAGAAUUUAGACCGCACCUCUCACAUUUCCGCUAUGGCCCUCCUCCUCUUGGAGACAUGGAAACAUUCCAGGGAUCCUUGGAAGGAGGGUCGCGGAAACGCAAGAGCAUGCCAACAAAAAUGCCUCCUUCUAUUGCCCUUGAAGGUUCCUCAUCACCACCAGAUAGACCUGAAGAUCACAAUGACAUAGGGCCUUCCAGUAUCCCCCUGGUGUUCCAACAGCCAACACAGCCAAAGUACAGUUCUCAGAUGAUUGAUCUCUGCAACUUUGGUUUCCAGUUCUACAGAACUCUGGAGCACUUUGGAGCCAAACCCAUUAAGCAAGAACCAGUGAAGUCUAACAUGUCAUGGCCCAGUAGCCCAGCAUUCAUGCGGGCUCCUUACCCCUAUUAUCCUAAAGUCCACCCUGGAUUAAUGUUUCCUUUUAUUGUGCCACCAAACUUUCAUUUCAGGAACCCCUUUCAGAUGAAAAGACCUCCAGAUCCACCCUUCAGGAAGGCUGAAGUAAGAGAAAGUGGUGAAAAUAAACAGAAGGUGGAAAGAGUAGAUGUCAACCUUCAGAUAGAUGACAGUUACUAUGUUGAUGUGGGGGGUGAACAAAAACGCUGGCAAUGUCCCAUGUGUGAGAAGUCCUAUACAUCCAAGUACAAUUUGGUCACCCAUAUCUUGGGGCACAGCGGCAUUAAGCCACAUGCUUGCAACCGAUGUGGCAAGCUUUUCAAGCAGCUGAGCCACCUGCACACACACAUGUUGACACACCAAGGCACUCGGCCACAUAAGUGCCAGGUGUGCCACAAGGCUUUCACUCAAACGAGUCACCUUAAAAGACACAUGAUGCAACACAGUGACAUCAAGCCUUACAACUGCAGGAUCUGUGGCAGAGGUUUUGCCUACCCCAGUGAGCUGAAAGCACAUGAGUCUAAGCACGAGAGUGGCCGAGAAAACAUCUGUGUGGAGUGCGGUCUGGAUUUCCCAACCCUGGCCCAGCUGAAGAGACACUUAACAACCCACCGUGGCCCUAUACAGUACAAUUGCACUGAAUGUGAUAAGACCUUCCAGUACCCGAGUCAGCUGCAAAACCACAUGAUGAAGCACAAAGACAUCCGCCCUUACAUCUGCACUGAAUGUGGCAUGGAGUUUGUGCAGCCCCACCAUCUCAAACAACACUCCCUAACUCACAAGGGUGUGAAAGAGCACAAAUGUGGAAUUUGUGGCCGGGAAUUUACUCUGCUGGCCAACAUGAAACGACAUGUCCUGAUCCACACCAAUAUCAGAGCCUAUCAGUGCCAUUUGUGCUUCAAGAGCUUUGUGCAAAAGCAGACUCUCAAGGCCCACAUGAUUGUUCACUCUGAUGUCAAACCUUUUAAAUGCAAGCUGUGUGGAAAGGAAUUUAACAGGAUGCACAAUUUAAUGGGACACAUGCACUUGCACUCAGACAGUAAGCCUUUCAAGUGCCUCUACUGUCCCAGCAAAUUCACCUUGAAGGGGAACCUAACCAGGCACAUGAAAGUCAAACAUGGAGUCAUGGAAAGAGGAUUUCAUUCUCAAGGUUUUGGAAGAGGAAGAAUUGCUCUGUCCCAGACAAAUGUCUUGAGAAGCUUGGAACAGGAAGAGCCCUUUGAUCUUUCCCAGAAAAGCCAAGGGAAGGGAAUCUCGUUUCAUUCGGAUGGCGAGAGUGCCAAGGGGAGUUCAUGCCAGGAAGAAGAGGAAGACAACUGCUAUGAGACAGAGCGGUACAGCCCUCCCAUGUACCACCACGACAACAACAAGCUGUAUGUGGCUCAAGAUCUGUCUGGCAAACCCGAGUGCAUGAUGAAUGACUUCAGAGAAUCCUACUGUAAUGAGAAGGAAGAAGUGCUAAGUGAGGGAGGACUGGAGAAAAGAAUUGGAAAUUCAGACAAACAGGAGAGAAAAGGAGAGAGAGACCAUGCAAACAACAAAGAAUGCCUCAGCUUUAGAUCCUUUGAAAAGGCCAGAAUUGGCCAGUCUCUCUCUGAUUACUUGUAUUUCAAGCACAAGAACAAGAGUUUGAAAGAAUUGCUGGAAAGAAAAAUGGAAAAACAAACAAUGCUUAUAGGCAUUUAAAAUGGACAUUUUAAAUAAGCUGGAAAAUGGGGAUCAGAUAGCUUUUACAUGAACUGUAAUUUACCAAAGCCUGGAAGUUCAUAGUAGUCUUUAGAAAUAAACAAGCAAAAUUAAUAAAAUAAUUUAAGGUAAAACACGUACAUUAAAAGAAUAAAACAGUCCAAGGUGAUCAAGAAAUGCAAUAGAUAUUGGCCAAUAACAUUUUUAUACUUAUCCAUUUGAUGUAUAAGCAGACAAUAGGGUAGGUGUAGAGGUUUAUUUUCUUUUAUCUGGGGUGAUAGUGACUUAUACGCAAUUUUCUAGUUAUCAAAAAAACAACAUACUUUAGCAUUUGACUUAUUAUCUGACUAAAUAUAUAGGAACAUUUCUAACUAUAUGACUCAAAAAAAAAAUCUGAAAAUACUAAGUAUUUCACAGUGUAAGCAAGAGUAUUAUUAAGCAUGGUGUGUAUGAAAGUGCUGUCACUCAGAACUAACACAGUCCAAAUACUUUCAUUUACUGAAGUGACUGUUAGUUCAAGCACUUACAAUAAGAAAUGGGAAACAAAUUAAGAAGAAGAAAUAAUGUCUUGUGAGAUAGUGAAGGGCAGAUCUGUAAGGCUUUGAAAGGACUAGAAUUUUAUGGUCACAGAAGCUUUUCCUCUGGCACAAGGGAUGUUUGUGCUCUGCUAUGUUUUAAUUAGUAUGGGAGUAUUCAGCAAUGCUUCAAGUGAAUUAGCUUAGACUGUGUUGACAUUUUGUUCCACUGUCUGCUCAGACCAAUACAUCUCAUGAACAGCAGCGUGUAACAUUUGCAAGUCUUGCUGUAAUUACACAUAAGGAAAUAGAAGUAAUUUCAUUGAGAAAAUUGUGCCAUUUUGCCAUUUAUCUCUUCAGUUUAUCUUGGCUAGCAAGAAUGAUUUUGAAAUACACAGUUAUGAUCAGAUUUUAUUUUUAAAGGUAUGCCAAAAAGAGCCCUUACAGGGCAAGCUGUAACGUACAAUGGAAAGCAGGUUUUGGAUUUCCUCUUACGGGAGUCAGAAAUUUUCCCUUAUCAGCAUGGCUUGACCAUUAAGUAAGCUCUAGGUCUUUCAGGAGAAUUCUGCUCAUGCUGUUUUUUAUUGAGUCACUCUCAACUUUUUAUCCUCUGAUUCCCAUAUAACUAUAUGUUCAUAACAAAAAUGCUAAAAGCACAUUCCAUUAAUUACAUGACUAGUUUGACCAGCACCUUGAUUACUGCAUCUUCAAAAUAGGUGAAAAAUGGCCCCACACCAUCCUAUUGCUUAUAAGGAAAUAAAGAUCUAUUAAGUCAUUUGAUUAGUCCUAUGUCAUUCUGACAUACCAGCUCAAAAGGUUAGAAUCUAUAGGUAUGGUACAUCUUUUCCAUAUAUUACUAUCUUCUUCACUUACCUGCCAAGUUUUUGAUUUGUAAGACUUUGCUAUCAUGCUCAAUAUAUAGCAAGUUAUAAUUAAAUACAGUCAUAUACUUAUGGCUUGCUAAGGCUAGAGUGAUGUAGCUGCAGCUCUCUGCUAUUAUAAGAAGCCAUUCAUCUUACAGAACUAAUGAUUCUCACACCUACCAGUUAAUCAGCAUUCGCAGGGCAUCAACCAUUAUUCAUCAUAUAAAAUUGGGUUUGUGUAGUCCAAGGUUGCAGAAAGUAGUUUAAUUUUUCAGGUCUCAAACACAGCAUAAUAAAGAUUUUGAAUGAAUGGCAGAAAAAGCUGUUGAUAAAAGAAGCUGUAACAUAUGUUGACUCUUCUAAAUGUAAUUAACUCUACAGCUGAUAGACAUUUUCAAAAUAAAAAAAGGCGUACCAGAUUGAAGUGGAGCAUACAUCACUUUAGUACUAGAAUUAAAGAUUUCUUUGAAAAUUAGGUAUAUUUCAGAGGUACAUAGCCAUGUGUUUUCAGUGAUGAACUGUUUAAUCAUAUACAUUCAGCUUCCUUGUUUCCACUGCAAGAUAACUCCUCUUGAAAAAGGAGCCAUCUUGAUUUAGAGGAAGACAUCGUUGUCAAGAAGAAUCAGAAAAUUUUCAGUCAUGUGUGCAACCGUAUUCUUUCUUAAAUCAGAGCUAAAAUGAUCAGGUAGAAAUUCAGCAUGGUCUAGGAGGCUGUAUCUUAGAAAUGGGAACAAGUCCUUCAGCUACCUUCCCGGCAAUAUCUUGUUUCUGUCAGAUAAAUGCUCCUAUUUGAGAAUAUAUACAACAAAAAGCUGGGAGCCACUGACUGUUAGAAAUGUCUCUCUCAAGGUGGUGUAGUUUCCCACUGUUCAUGAUUCAAGACCAGUCUAAUCCACCUUUGCAGCUGUAUUAUUUCCUAUGUUAAGAGGAAUAAGAAAGGAAUCAGGAACCUGGUUACAAUUUCUAGACUAGUGAUCACAUAGAUGAGUUGAAUUUAGCAAGUCCCUUCACUUCUGUGGCAUGCAGAAAGGCAUGCAGCCCUUCCAUUGCAAAGCCCUGCUGUCUAUGCAUUGGAGAGUGUUAAGGGACAGCUAGACAAUGUUUAUCAAGAAAGAAACAGAUGUUUACAUACCAACAGUACUCCAGGCAAAUGGACCAAAAGAGACAUUUUCAGCAGAGCUCAGCUCCCAGUAGAUAACAUCGCAACCAGAAAAAUGAUGUCUACUGGAUGUACACAGUCCAGAGUUCCCUUACAGACCUUGUAAGGGAAUGUGCCAGACACAUCCUUAGGAAAGGAAAUCACUGCAAAUGGUUCUGGGUUGUCUGAGUGUUUAACUGAAACACUUUCAACCACACCACCACUGCAACCAAUUUAUCCAUUUCUACAAACCCACUUCUUAUUGGAGCAGAAGCAACUGCCAACCAUAUAUAGCCAGGUGGAAAGGGGUAGAGGUCCCCAGAAUGGCUAUGCUAUCUGGGAGUGAAUUGUAACAUGAAUCUCUUUUCUUGCAUUCUUCCUAGAAAGCAGAGAACACUCCAUGACAAUGAAGCCUUGAGACUGUGCCCAGUCACAUAGUAGCACUGAGAUAAUUCACAGACACCCAAGGCUAAUUCAUGUUAGAAUAGCAAAGAACUCAUCUAAAAUUGUAAGUCACCAGUCAGAGGAAUUGGAAACAAAACUAUUAGUGAGAUAAGGAGACAGUGUCAAGUGACCCAGGCAAAGAGAUUAGGAGGUGAUAGUCCUCCCUACUGCAGAACAUAAUGCAGCUGGGUCUAAGACACUUGUUACAAAGAGGCCCCAAGGGACAAAUUAAAAGUGAAAUAACAGCCCUCAUUGUGAAGCACCUUGCUUUUCAAACAUAAGUUAUUUUCAUGCUAUUUACAUUGGCACUGCUUUGGGAACAGACAGUAACAGCCUUUGCUUUUUAAUAGCUUUGAAAAUGCUUUAUAGAGAUUAGCUCUCAUAAUGAAGUUAUUUCCCAUUUCUAAUUUUUGAGGGAUCAGUUUCCUUGUUUUGCUUUGAAUAGAGGCUCAGAAGUCCUGUAGGGACAUUGCCUGUGUCCUGGACCUUGCGGACGCAUUUUCUUUUUACCCUCCUUCUUAGUAUGAGUCUAUCUACCUUCUUGCUGUUUUGUGGACAAAAAAUGUAUUUAUCUGACUCUUCUCUUUUAUUAGUGUUUUUAGCUUGUGGUAACACAUGAAAUUAAAGUCCAGUCUCCACCACCUCUAUAUUAAAUCACAUCCAUAGUAUUUCCUUUCAUUAUUUUAUGAAGCCUAACUUCAUGUCUAGGAGACCAUUAGAGCAAGUAAGAGUGGUCACAAACUCAUAAAACCGAGAUGUUUUCCAAACUAAUACAAACUGAGAUGCUUCAAGAAGCUGUGCUGUGGAAAGGUAAAUUAGCCACAUGAUAAUGAGUCUGGGCAAGUGAAGGCAUGUGGUUUGUUCAAUUAGAGGCUUUUCUCUUGUUAAGGGCAGUAGGGAGAAUUCUGCAAUACACUGUACAGAACAGAGUAGGUGGACGAAACGUCAAAAGUUGGGUUGGUAAAAUUUGAGGAUAAAGAAAUACAAUGUAGUUACUAAGAAAGUGAAGUCAUAGGUAACCCUGGAACAAGUUGUUUUGACUCUGGCCACCAAGACUCAGUCAUCUUCUUGUGAACCUGAGUUCUCCCGGCUGCCAGGCAGCCUCCUGUCCGUGAAGACAAAGACUGGUGCUCUGCGUUCAGCAGUUCAAGGGGAUAGAAUACUUUAUGAUAAUAUUAUAAUAGAAGCUUAUUCUGUGCUGUGUCCUAUAAAACAUGUUGCUGGAAAGACCAAGCAAUGCUACUACAUCCACUUUUUACAACUUUGUCUUGGUCUACUAGCUAUUCUCCUAUUUCUCUCUUCAUAUGGUGCUGCUGGAUUCUGCUGUUAUGAGUGUACAGUUAAGAAGUAAUAUAAGUACCAUAUUUAUUAUUCCAAGAAGUUUUUAAUAAUUAUUAACAGUUUUGAAAAUAAGUCGUGUCUGCUUAGCUGAACAAGAUGUAACAGAGCUAACAUUUUGUACUCCUAACAGAUUUUGCAAAUAAUGUGGUGUAUAUUUAUUUCACAUAGAACACUGGGUUCCUAUUUAAAGCCCUAUAACAAAAAGUGGACCAACUAUGUGUGAAUAUUUAGUUUCUGGCCUUCUAUCUCAGUAGUAAAAGCAUGUAUGAUGUAUGGUAUUAAUUUAAACAAAUAAAUAU